UAAUAACAUAUUGCUUUCAUAAGCAAAUGGUUAAACAAAGGAACUCGAAAAACGGUUUUAUGUUUAAGCUUAAAUCGAUUCUCCUUGUAAAAUUUAUAAAAAUACACUAGAAUAAUAAAUAUAGUGAAAUUUUACAAAUCAACCUUGAUAAAAAUGGCUUCAUUAUUAAUGAUCUGGAUAAAUUCAAGAAUCAAGUCUUAAAAGAAAACUAUCGACACACUAAUUUUAAUAGUUUCAGAAGGUAUUAAAAUAUUUUAGUUUAAGAUCCUUAAAUUUGUAUGGGUUUUCUUCAAAAAAAUGCAAAAAAAGGAAAAUAUUGUAUAUAAACCCUAAUUUCAAUAUAAAUUCAGAGGAACUCCCAAGAAUUCAAAUAAGACCAGUUGAAAUAUAGGAUUUCAAAAGUGAACUGAUUAGGGACUACAAUAUUUUAUUAGUUAUUCGGGAGAGUUAAAAAAAAAUCAUGCAACAAGUUUAAUAACUAGUUGAGGCUUAAAAUAUAUUACACUUAAAAAUUCAGAGAUAAUAUUUAGCUUAUUUAAAGGAGAGAAUAUUUUAAAGAAUUCGAUUUAGGAAAUUAGAACGAUUUUGUUUUUGCUUCUAUUUUAAUAUACAAGAUUAAAAAUACAGUAACAAAUUAAAAUGUAUUGAAUAGAAAAAAUCAUAGAAAGAAGUCUGGUGAUAGUAGCAAAAACACUUUCACAGUCAUCUGAAAGUUAAAUGAUAUUAGAUGCUUACAAUUUGAAAUAAUAACAUGAAUCAUAUUAAUAGCAGUUUAGUAUGUUUUUGGAUAGACAUCUUCUAUCUAAUGGAAACAGUAAAGCAUUAUCAAACAGUCCAGGAGAGUUUGACUUGAAUUAAAGUUUUAGUGCAUUGAGUAACUACUUCGAGUUUUGAGAAAUUAGAUACUAAAAUGA
Molecule: messenger RNA, 914 nt
Organism: Paramecium octaurelia
Lineage: Eukaryota; Ciliophora; Oligohymenophorea; Peniculida; Parameciidae
Source: the annotation of a GenBank genome assembly